Molecule: messenger RNA, 3559 nt
Organism: Gigantopelta aegis
Lineage: Eukaryota; Metazoa; Mollusca; Gastropoda; Neomphalida; Peltospiridae
Product: phospholipid scramblase 2-like
Exons: 6
Coding region: 9-758 (249 amino acids)
Biological process (GO): plasma membrane phospholipid scrambling
Cellular component (GO): plasma membrane
Molecular function (GO): phospholipid scramblase activity
Source: RefSeq, a predicted model, not a curated record
UUUUGACCAUGUCGGCGGUCGUUACUCAGCCACAGGCCGGGGAGAAGGGUCAGGAAUUCGCUAUGAUGACCGCACCACCCCCAACAGUCGUCGUUCCAGCCGGUCUCCCGCCGGGUUUGGCGUAUCUUGGGGCUAUUGAAGAAGUACGGGUACAUCAACAAAUGGAACUGAUUGAAGUGUUGGUUGGAUGGGAGAAAAACAACCGAUACAGAAUCUGUAAUACAUCGGAACAGCAGUUCAUGUUUGUAAAAGAAGACACGGACUGUUGCACUCGACAGUUUUGCGGGACGGCGCGACCGUUUGUGAUGAACAUCACGGAUAACGACGGUCAGAACCUGAUACAGCUUCACCGGCCGUUCCGUUGUCAAGGCAGCAUGUUUUGGUGCUGCUGUCUACAGGAGAUGGAGAUCCAUUCACCAGCCGGGGUUCCCAUAGCAACCAUCAAGGAAAUUUGGACGUGCUGGACACCACGCUACAAAGUGUUUGACAUGAACGGAACUCCGCUGUUCACCAUCCUCGGUGAAUGCUGCUACUGCAAAUGCUGUUCCGACGUUAUUUUCAAGGUUUUCAGUGGCGAAGAUGAGUCGGUGGAGACUGGACAGAUCAUCAAACACUGGGGCGGCUGCAGGGAAGUGUUCGGAGCAGCUAACGACUUUACUCUGCGUUUCCCAUCUGGCAUGGAUGUUUUGACGAAGGCAAUUCUUCUUGGAGCAACAUUUCUCAUCGACUUCAAUUACUUUGAGUACAGGAGGAAUUGAUCUGCAGUGUUGAAACAAUAUUCUAUAAAACAUAUUCUAAUAAUUGUGUAGUGUUGAUAUGCAGUGAUGAAACAAUAUUCUAUAAAAAAAAAAUGUUUAGGUAUUGUGUUAUGAUUUAUAGUACAUAUAUACGUUUAAAUUAACUGUUCAAAAUAGUACCGGGUAAUGUUUAUGGUGCUCAGCUGAGAUCUUAACUGCAUAUAAACAAUUAUUUAUUGACAAAGUGACCUUGAGAUAAAUGCCAAUGUGAUAGCAAGAUUGAUUUUAAACCUUAUACAGUAUGUUGGUUGUUAUUUGUUGUUGUUUUUUAUUUGUUUGUUUUGUUUGUUUGUUUGUGUGGGUUUUUUCCACGUAUGGCAGACACAAUCUGGUUAUAUACCCUGUACAGUGUGUGGGUUUUUCUGCAGUGUUGAGCAUGAUGUUGAUAUUUUUAUUCCUUUUUAUACCAUCACUUAACACAAGGCAAACGGAUCCGUUUUUACAAAUUGUAAUCAACCAGAUACCUUAACAUUUUAAUUUUAUAACCCACUUUUCAAUAUUUUAUUUUUUUACAAUAUCUCUGUAUAUGAGAAUUGGUUGGUAAAAAAGAUUCAAUGCUUCACAUCCAGAAUUGGCCAUGUCCAAAAAAUUUGUUUACAAAAACCAAACAUUAAUUUUGAAGUUCGAAAACUUCAGAAAGCAAAUUAGAAAAGAUUGCAAUUUUUUUUUUAAUUACAAUGCAUUUCAUUACUCCUAUUACAUGUUUACAAAAAAAAAAUUGAAGUUUGUUUGAAAACUUCUGAAACAAAAUCAGAAGAGAAAGCACAUUUUUACUUUAACAAUUACAAUGCAUUUUAUUACUCCUAUCACAUAUAUUUCCAAGUGUCAAAAUAAUUGUAUGUUAGACACCAAACAGCCAUAGUUUAUUAUGUGCUGUGGUGUCAUUGAACAAAUAUUCCUUCUUGUAUUGUUAUUAAAGUGACAGACCCUAAUUUUUAAACACUACAACAUAUUUUUCACUAUUAAAGCCAUUUUCAGUAUUCUAAAUUAGAAGUACGGUACUUAAAUUUUAUUAUUUAGAAUAUUCAAUUUCAUACACCUGAUGUGGUUCUGGUCAUCCAGGUUUUUGUAAUACACCAAAAUGCAUUUUCAUAAUUCUAGAAAUGCACGUUCAUCUGAGAAGUAAUGAUUUUCAAGACAAGGUCUUGUUAUUUUUAGUCGGUAUUUCCUCGUUUAAACAUCACAGAGUUUAGUUUGACUCUGUUACAACUUUAUCCAAAUGUGUUGUAGGUUUGUAGAUUAAAUAAACUUAGUGUCCAUUUCCACGAGUUGAAACUAGGGUCUGUACUUUUAAUUAUUAAUACACAGUGCUUUUGAGGAGUUUUGUGAAACUUAUUGGAGUGCUUUUUUUACAAAAGUUUUUCUCUUUUUUUAUCACGUACGAAAACUCUCGUGGCAGCUACGGCUAAACUGUUAGUUAAUUUGACUAUAUAAAGCAUAUUCUUUCAUGAACAGUUUUAUACUCCGGUGUAAAUUAAGCUUUAAUUUAACAUGAGUGGUGAAUGUAAAUUCAUUUGUAUGAAAGAAUAUGGAAUAGAAUUCCUACAUUACAGUCAACUAACUGACCAUCCAUAGACCAAAAAUAUAACUGCUGGGAACCGAUGCUUGAUAUCACUACUGUCGUAAUGAUAAAUCUUGCUACAACUAGAGAAAAUCAUUAUAAAAUUUGUUUUCUAUUACGGUAAUGUCUUUUUGUUUUGGUGGGAUACUUAACAUUAUUCCAAGCAGUUCAUAUAACUUUAACAGUGUAAAGCAUGUUUGACAUGACACAUCAAACGGUGACAGUCAAUCAUCAGGACUAAUAUCAGAUGUCGGUCCCAGAUGGUGACAGCCAAUGAAUUCAGGGCUAAUAUCAGUUAUCGGUCCCAAACGGUGACAGCCAAUCAUCAGGACUAAUAUCAGUUAUCGGUCCCAAACAGUGACAGCCAAUCAAUUCAGGGCUAGCUCUGGCACUUGCGAAUUCACCAAUUGCGAAUUUCAAGAGCAAUUGACAAAUUUUAUUUUAAUUUGGCAAAAUAAUUUUACGAAAUAAUUGAUAUUUUGUUUAAAAAUAAGUGUGUUUCUGCAAUUGUUUAUAUUUAGUAGAUAAUUUGGUCCAGAGUUAGCCCCAAAUCAUUAAUAUGUAGCCGUUAAGAAAAUCUGUCCACUUUGUAUAUUUUAUUUAUAGACUUCCGUGCACUGUACAGUGAUGUAGAAACCAUUGCAGUAAGCCUUUGCUCAACUUUUCCCCAUAAUCCAUUAUGGGUUUCGCGAUCCACCAUCACUUAACACAAGUCAAAUGGAUCCGUUUUUACAAAUUUUAAUCAUCCAGAUACCUCAAUUUUAUUUUAUUUUAAUUUUAUAACCCCCUUUUGGGUGCCUUAAAUGUUUUUCAGUAUUUUAUUUUUUACAAUAUCUCUGUAUAUAACUUGGAGCUUAUUUAUAGUUAUACGUCUCAUUGUAUACAUAUACCAGCAUUUGUUUUUUAUUGUUAUGGUUUAUAUUUUUAAAUAUAUCAUAUACAUAUAUAUAUACUAGUAUUAAAAUAAAUGUAAUUGGCGGAUCCAAGGUAAAAGCAAGCAUGGAUGACAUUGCUAAGGCUGUGGUGCUGAUAGACAGGGAGAGAGGUGGGUAGAAAUUUUACAUAUGAUGUGUAUUGUCACAUUCAUUUUAACUUACUUUCCUGCUUAUAUCCAAUUAAGGUUCAAGCACUCUGUCCUGGGCACACACCUCAGAUAUCUGAGCUGUCUGUCCAGGACAGUGGGUUAGUUGUUAGUUGGUUA